Molecule: messenger RNA, 1495 nt
Organism: Drosophila serrata
Lineage: Eukaryota; Metazoa; Arthropoda; Insecta; Diptera; Drosophilidae
Gene: Cdk4
Product: Cyclin-dependent kinase 4
Biological process (GO): regulation of gene expression; signal transduction; G1/S transition of mitotic cell cycle
Cellular component (GO): cytoplasm; cyclin-dependent protein kinase holoenzyme complex; nucleus
Molecular function (GO): cyclin-dependent protein serine/threonine kinase activity; ATP binding; cyclin binding
Source: RefSeq, a predicted model, not a curated record
UCGGUAUUUCUACGUUUAUUACAGUGGGCGCAUAAUUGAAUAUUACAACGAUCUACUCAUGCCAAAUUCCGGUGAAUUGUGACAAAUCCAGAAGCGAAAGAUCGGUAGAUAUAGAAAUCAACUAUAUGUCACUCUCAAAGCGACAGAAAAUGUCACAGCCAAAGAAGUUUGGCAGCGGUGAUCCGUUUAAUUACGAGGAGCUCAACAUCAUUGGCACAGGCGCCUAUGGAACGGUUUUCAGAGCCCGAGACAUGAAAACUGGUAAGAUAGUGGCCAUUAAGAAGGUGCGGAGCAUUAAUGAGAAUGGAGUGCCAAUGUCCACGUUAAGGGAGAUUGCCCUGCUAAAGCAGCUAAACGCCAGCGAUCAUGCCAAUAUAGUCAAACUGUUCGAAGUAUGCCAGUUUCUGGAACGCGAUGGCCAGCUGAUGAUUCUCUUGGUUUUUGAACACUUGGAGCAGGAUCUGUCGGAUCUCAUAGAAAGGCUGCCCAAAUCGGGCAUGUCGCCGGCCACAGUGCAGCGUCUGUCGAGGGAACUUCUAACUGGCGUGGACUUGCACUCCCAUCGCAUUGUCCAUCGGGUGAAGCCACAGAACCUGCUGGUCUCGGCGCAGGGUCAUCUAAUUGCAGACUUUGGUUUGGCCAAGACCUAUGACUGUGAGAUGAAGCUCACCUCGGUGGUGGUCACUCUGUGGUACAGAGCACCGGAAGUCCUGCUUGCACAAUCCUACAACAGCACCGUGGAUAUUUGGAGUGCUGCCUGCAUCAUUUUUGUGUUUAACCGCAAGGCCCUGUUUCCGGGAACCUCGGAAAAGAAUCAGCUGGACCGCAUCUUCGAAUUGACGGGUCGUCCCACAGACCAGCAAUGGCCACAAACUAUCUCCGUGGCCAGGGAGCACUUUCCCAAUCGUCAUCCAAAGAGACCCCGUGACUUUUGUCCCAAUCUCUGCGAGUAUGCCGACGAUCUGUUGAAUCAAAUGCUGUCCUAUGACAUCCGAUUGCGACCCUCUGCCUUGGCCUGCAUGGAACACGAGUACUUCCAACAGGAGCCGCUCUAACCCUGGGCCAGUGGCGGAACCACUGGGGGAUCAUACAUCCCCGGAGACUAGUUGAGCCCCUCCCCACAAAUGGCCUCGCAACGUUCUUGUUACAAUGAUCCUUUUUUAAGUGUAGUGUGUGAAGAAGCAGUUUUGUUUUCAAUACAGUCCAGUUUAGUUACAGUGUCCCGGAUCCGGGUCCGGAAUAUGGAAGGAAUUACCUUAAUAUGUUUGUAGUUGUAAGAUUAAACGUGUAAACAGUGUCGCGAUAUAUACUUAUUACUGCCGAUCAACUAUAUAUAUAUAUGUAGAUGAUACAACCAACUGACGGAUGACCGUAAAUGUGAAACGAUUCUCGAGGACAAACGGAAAGUCCCCCAAAUCGAAAUGUGAUACACAAAGUUCAGGAAUGCAUUAUACAAUUUCAAAAUUUUGUACAACAACAACCACUUAUACAUAUA